AUGUACGGUGGGGGUUAUGGGAGUUAUGGGGUUUAUGGGGGUUAUGGGGGCUAUGGUGGCUAUGGUGGUUACAAUAUCAACGCUAUUUAUAACGCAGCAGUGCGGGAAGCUGCUACAGAUGCAUACAUCAAUGCUACCGUACCAGGAGGAGUCAACAGUCCCAUUGGCCAAAUAAUGGAUGAGAUGAUGGGUGGUAAUCCAAAUCCAACUGCUCAACAAAUGAUGAAUACAAUGACUGGUGGAUACGGUUAUAACCCUUAUGGCAGAUAUAUGCCAUAA
Molecule: messenger RNA, 279 nt
Organism: Didymodactylos carnosus
Lineage: Eukaryota; Metazoa; Rotifera; Eurotatoria; Philodinida; Philodinidae
Source: the annotation of a GenBank genome assembly